AUGACUUUCUCUGAACAUUACGAAGGCGAAUUCGGCUCUCGUGCCGUCCAUGUUGGUUUGAACCCUGAUCCCACCACUGGUGCAGUGAUCCCUGCCAUCUCUCUCUCUACUACCUUUGCUCAGUCCGCUGCUGGUGUUCACAAGGGUUAUGACUACUCUCGUUCCGGUAACCCAAGCAGAGCCAACUUUGAAAAUGUCAUUGCUUCCCUUGAAGGUGCUCAAUAUGGUGUCGCUUUCUCUUCCGGUUCAGCUGUUACCGCUUCUCUUCUUGGUACAUUGGAAGCUGGUUCCCAUGUUGUGUCUGUGAAUGACGUCUAUGGUGGUACCUACCGCUACUUCACCAAGGUGGCUGUUAACCACGGUGUCCAAGUCGACUUUGUUGAUUUGGCUGAUCCCCAAAACCUCAAGAGUGCUCUUAAGCCUAACACUCGCAUUGUUUGGGUUGAAUCUCCCACCAACCCUACUUUGCGUCUUGUUGACAUCAAGGCUGUUGCUGAAAUUGCUCAUGCUCACGGUGCCUUGCUUGUUGUUGACAACACUUUCUUGUCUCCUUACUUCCAAAACCCCAUGUCCUUGGGUGCCGAUAUUGUUGUCCAUUCCGUCACCAAGUAUCUUAACGGCCACGGUGAUGUUGUGAUGGGUAUUGCUGUCACCAACAGCAAGGAGGUCUAUGACAAGCUUAUCUUCAUUCAAAACUCCAUGGGUGCUGUCCCAUCUGCUUUUGACUGCUACCUCGCUCGUCGUGGUGUUAUGACUUUGGAGUUGCGUAUGCAGCGUCACGAACAAAACGCUAUCACCCUUGCUCAACACCUUGAGAAGCACCCCAAGAUCACUGAAGUUAUCUACCCUGGUCUUACUUCUCAUCCUCAACAUGAGCUUGCCAAGACCCAACAAAAGGGCUUUGGUGGUAUGAUCUCCUUCCGUGUCCAGGGUAACUUGGAUAAUGUCAACAAGCUCCUUGGCCGUCUUCGCAUGAUCACCCUUGCUGAGUCUCUUGGUGGUGUUGAAUCUCUUAUUGAGGUCCCUGCUGUCAUGACUCACGCUAGCUUGAGCCCUGAGGAUCGUGCUGCUCUUGGUAUCACCGAUACUCUUCUUCGUAUGUCGGUUGGUAUUGAAUCCGCUCAAGACCUUAUCAAGGAUCUCGACCAAGCCUUGGAGGGUGCUUACUAA
Lichtheimia ornata is the source of this 1170-nucleotide messenger RNA. RefSeq lists its product as uncharacterized. The record is from RefSeq and is a predicted model, not a curated record. The transcript is spliced from 3 exons. Gene Ontology annotation, cellular component: cytoplasm. Gene Ontology annotation, molecular function: pyridoxal phosphate binding; cystathionine gamma-lyase activity. Lineage: Eukaryota; Fungi; Mucoromycota; Mucoromycetes; Mucorales; Lichtheimiaceae. Bases 1 to 1170 code for a protein of 389 amino acids. Gene Ontology annotation, biological process: transsulfuration.